AUGGCCCAACCAGAAGUCCAGGCUAAUGCUACGGAGGCUUCCAACAGUUCCAGUACGGGUAAAGUCAAGCAGACUCGGAGGCGGCAGCGGUUGAACUGCGUCGAAUGUACUCGACGAAGACAGAAAUGCGACCGCCAAAUACCAUGCACCUCAUGCGUCUCUCGUGGUAUUCCACAACUUUGCAGAUGGGAGCCAAUCGUCGCUCGUCCAACACCCCAGCGCCCGCCUGAGGAUGCGCCGGUUACUGCUCAGCACCAGAGCACGAUAGCCGCGCUAACAGCUCGUAUUGCCAUGCUCGAAGAAGCGAUUUUAAAGCAGGGUCUCCAAUCGGCCCAUGGGGGAAUCAUCGAGAUAGGUAGACAAAGCAACGGCCCAGUAGACCCCUCUACUCGCUCCAGAGAUGAGGCGCCUUUUGAGGACAGCACCCCUACUCCCGAGACUGACUCCAGUGAUGGUCACCCCGCGCUGUCGUCGGCCGCAAAGCCUGCAUUCUCUCGAGUCGACUUCGAAGUCCAACUUGCUGCUGCGAAGAUGGCCCAACUUACCAUCGCACCUCCGAACGAGUACGUUGGUGGUGGCAGCAUCCUUUGUGCGAUCCAUAAGCUAGGAGAUGUUGAGAACUACAGGUUUCCUUAUGCGCGCUCGGGUCCUACAACAUUGAGCAAUCCCCUUGCAAACUACAACACGCUCGCAGCACCGAUAUCGAACCUUGUAUCCAGCCUUCCACCCCGAGAAACUGUGGAUUUCCUAGUCGAGCGAUAUCUUGAGGAGCGCAACUGGGAGUUCGGAAUUCCCGAGCGCUGGUUCAAGACCGCGUGCCAGCAAAUGUGGCACCAUCUUGACACGCAUUGUCCUGGAGCCUGUCAGGCAGCGGGAAGCUGCUUGCGCUGUGCGCGGGAGCUCAAUCCUCAUUGGCUUGUGCUUCUCUUUUCCGUCCUAGCCCUCGCUCCUCACGAGGCCUCCGGUGUGAACUCUAAGAAAUUUUUCACGAAGAGUCUAGAAGCGCGUCGGUUGGUCGAAGACAUCAUGCUCUUUUCUCCGGAGUACUCCUUCGCGCCUACACAGUGCGUGGUGCAUGGAGUCUCCCUGAGCUGCAUCGCUGUAUCUCUGCUAGCGUCGUGGCUCUCUGACCGUGGGAGGAUCAGCGAUGCGUGGAAGCUGGUGGGAACUGCAAUCAGGCAAGCACAGGCCGUUGGACUUCAUCGGGAUCCGACUUGGCACAAAUGGGAGAAGAUGGAUGCAGAGGAGUGCGAGUUGCGUGUGCUUGCAUGGUGGUACUUGAUCAUAUCUGACAGGCUAUAUUCCCUGAUUCUAGGCAGGCCCACUAUGGCAAGUGCACAUACGUUCGAUGUGAAGCUUGUCCCCGGUGCUUCGCACUCCGACGGCACACCCAACCCCUACGUCCACUACCAGCAGUCGUUCAUCUCACUCAUACAAGUCGCUGAGGAGGUCAUUAACAAGUGUGCCGGACUAGCCCCCGCCUCUUAUGCAACUGUUCUCGAGAUGGAUCAGAAAUACAAGCUGUGGCAUUCGAAACUCCACCCCUCUCUCGAUUGGCGGCAGUCACAUUACAUGUCCAAAGAUCCGACCGUCUACGAACGCAGCAUAGCCUUCCAACGACACAUGACUGCAGCUUUCUAUCUCGGUGGCUUGAUGAACUUGCACCGUCCAUACCUCAUGCAAGCGCCUCCGAUCCUCCCACCCCCGCGGCCCGUCCCCGGACUGAGCAGCGUCGUGCUGAACCCCAGUCGCGAACGAUGCAUCGAAUCGGCUAUAGAACUUGUGCGUGUGCUCUGCGAUGCUCGCGAGGAGGCUGCGCAAUGGGGGACAGAGCCGCAAAUCCCGUUCCUCCGCUUCCAUUACUCCUACUUUGUCUUCGACGGUGCCGUGGCGCUUGUCGGGGCGCUCUCCCAAGAGCCCCCGCAUCCGAAGGCAGAGGAGUGCCUCGACCUUAUGUACCGCGCGAUGCGCAUGCUCGCGGACAUCAAGGAGGCUCACAAAGGUGCGACGGACGGCGAGGGCGACAUGGCGUCGCGCGCGCUCACCAUCCUCAUGGCGCUCCGUAAGGCGGGGGCAUGGGACGAGAAGUACUGGCGGCAGGAACGCGGCGCACCACCGGCAUGUGAUACGGCCGCUGAAGCCGCCCCCUGUGGGAACGCCGCGAUGUUGGACGCUUCUGCAACGGAACAGCCUUCUGCGUCGUAUGCGUCUGGAGGCUUAUCUAACGCUGGUAGUCCAGUAUCCCACUCUAACGGCUUCAGACCAUUCGACCCGCAGGCGUUAACUGAGACGUCAAGUCCAACUUCGACACCGUUCCUGAGCGCGGACGUGUCCUCGUUCCCUGGACUUGUCAACGUCCAAAGCGCCACAUGCAUGUCGGGAGACUCGCGGAACCUUGAGGUCGGCAUGUUCUUGACCGUAUCGUCCAUGGACUUCGGGGGCACGAGCUCGAGGGGGUAUGGCAACGCGCCAAACAUGGUCAUGCCGUUCGACAUGCUGCUGAACAGCGAAAACGACAUCGAUUGGGCCGCGGUCAUCACUGACACGACUACCAGUGUAGGAGGAAACUUCUUUACUGUCGGCUGAGCGAUGUAAUUGUUAGUGAACGUGAUGUGUCAUCUAGCUAACUCUACGUAAUGGAAUCGGUUGAAGUGG
This is a messenger RNA of Dichomitus squalens LYAD-421 SS1, 2655 nucleotides long. RefSeq lists its product as uncharacterized. Gene Ontology annotation, biological process: regulation of DNA-templated transcription; DNA-templated transcription. Gene Ontology annotation, cellular component: nucleus. Gene Ontology annotation, molecular function: DNA binding; zinc ion binding; DNA-binding transcription factor activity, RNA polymerase II-specific. The transcript has 5 exons. NCBI's taxonomy places the organism in Eukaryota, Fungi, Basidiomycota, Agaricomycetes, Polyporales, Polyporaceae. The coding region runs from base 1 to 2586 and encodes 861 amino acids. The record is from RefSeq and is a predicted model, not a curated record.